Molecule: messenger RNA, 1770 nt
Organism: Aspergillus ochraceoroseus IBT 24754
Lineage: Eukaryota; Fungi; Ascomycota; Eurotiomycetes; Eurotiales; Aspergillaceae
Gene: zpr1
Product: zinc finger-containing protein ZPR1
Exons: 2
Coding region: 150-1559 (469 amino acids)
Cellular component (GO): cytoplasm; nucleus
Molecular function (GO): zinc ion binding
Source: RefSeq, a predicted model, not a curated record
UUUUUUUCUUCUUUCUUUCGCUUUUGUUGGGUUUCUACCAAAUAUAAAGUACCAUUACAUCCUCUAUUACUUCUUUCAUUUACUCAGUUACAGCUAUUUCUCUAAUUUUGACCCCGCGUAUCACCUGUAUAUACACCAAUCGUGUCAAAAUGUCCGCAGAUGACCAGGUCGUUGUCCAGGAGGAAUCCCAAUUCCAGAAGCCGGGAGAUCUUGUUGAGAGAGAUGAAGAAACUGGUGUUAUGCAGAUCGAAAGUCUAUGCAUGAACUGCCAUGAUAACGGAGUUACCCGACUGCUUCUCCUUAGAGUCCCUUUCUUCCGCGACAUUAUCCUCGAAUCCUUUGAAUGCGAACACUGCCACUUCAAAGACAACUCGGUCAAGUCCGCCGGUCAGAUUCAGGAGAAGGGUGCGAAGUACACACUUGAUGUUGAGAACGAGGAUGAUCUCCAGCGCCAGGUUAUUCGGAGCGAUGUUUCCAUCUUCAAGGUUGAAUCCCUGGGUAUUGAGAUGCCUAAGGGUGAGAGCCAGCUGACUACUGUGGAGGGUGUAAUCCAGAAGAUCCAUGAAUCUCUAUCUGGUGAGCAGGAGCUGCGGAAAGAGCAGGCGCCCGAACUUCACGACGCCCUGGUCCCCAUUAUCAAUAGCCUACAGAAGAUCUUGGAUAGAGAGGGCUUCCCGUUCAGUGUGUCUCUGGAUGACCCUACUGGUAACUCUUGGAUUGCGCCCACUACUCAUGAUACGGGACGCAAGUACAGACGCAGUGAUUAUGCUCGUACCCGUGAACAGAAUGAGGAACUUGGAAUUGCUGCUGAUGAAGAAGCUAUGAAGCACGAAGCCGCUGGCAUGCCUGAGGAUCUCGACAUUGUUGAUGGAAAGGUGUACAGUCUGCCUGCUGAGUGUCCUGCUUGUUCGAAGGGUUGUGUGGUCAACAUGCAGAAGGUUGAUAUCCCGUACUUCAAGGAAGUUUUUAUCUGGAGCAAUGUCUGUGAUCACUGCGGAUACCGGUCUAGCGACGUGAAAACCGGUGGUGCAGUGCCUGACAAGGGAAAGCGCAUCACACUUAGUGUGGAGAACACUGUGGAUCUUCACCGCGACAUUCUCAAGUCUGACACCUGUGCUCUCUACAGUGACGAGCUCGAAGUCGUGGUGCAGCCUGGCACCCUAGGCGGUCGAUUCACUACCGUGGAAGGCCUUCUCACAGAAAUUCGUGACCAGCUCCGUGGUCAGAUUUACGACAUUGAUGACACCACACAAAGCGGAGGCGACAGCAUGGCGGAAUCCGAUAAAGACAAAUGGGAGCGCUUCUUCAAGCGUCUCGAUUCCGCAAUUAGCGGUGAUAUGAAAUUCGUCAUUACGCUGGAGGACCCUAUGGCCAACAGUUAUAUCCAGGAUUUGUGCGCUCCAGCUCCUGAUCGACAAAUCACCACUGAGGAAUAUACCCGUACAGAGGAGGAGGAAGAGGACCUGGGAUUGAAUGAUAUGAAGGUCACAGGUUAUGAGGAGGAUGAAGAAAGCAAAGAAACGAAGACAACUGAGGAGAAUGUCGAAAACAAGUCUUGAUCUAUCGAUACUCCAUAUAGAGAACACUACUCUCGGCAUUUUUUUUCUUCGAUUUAUGAUGUUUGAUUCUAAUGACCUUGCGUGAUACGAUAUCUUCUUGGUUUGCGUGGAGGUACCUUAUCUGAAUUCGUUGGGGGUUGAAUUUCUUUCUUCUUCUUCUUUUCUUUCUUUCUUUCGAUAUCCUUGUUUUUUUUUAUUUUUUUUUUUUUUU